Messenger RNA from Patiria miniata (bat star), 2197 nucleotides. RefSeq lists its product as uncharacterized. Bases 687 to 1817 code for a protein of 376 amino acids. Lineage: Eukaryota; Metazoa; Echinodermata; Asteroidea; Valvatida; Asterinidae. The record is from RefSeq and is a predicted model, not a curated record. The transcript has a single exon.
CGUAGGAGACGAGGAAAUUAGAUUUGCGGUUACGGUGUUUGUUGCGUGCUCGUGUGCAUGGAGACCCUUCCUCUUGGCUUCCGUCAGUGACACGCUAACAUUUUAUUCGCGAGAAUUUGCUAUCGUACGGAGGAACAACGUCAGAGCACUACUUGUAUCAUCGGCAUUAUCAGCGGUGGAUGAGUAUAUCAACUGAUGAUCUUUAACACGUACCUGCGAAGCGUGUACAAAGGUUGUCCCGCUUCAACUCUGUGGAGAAUCGAUGACUUUGUUUUCUCUGGCGGCGAGUUCAUUUUCAGCGACUGUUGUUUGAGCUUGUCUCAUUACCACAUGAUUAAUUACUCUCCAAAGACGAUAAAGGCCUCGUUAUCUACCCAUGUUGCAGAAAUAGGACGCAUUAUUAUGAAACGAGAUUAAAAAAAACACUGGUGCAACUUUGAACUUUCAGAUCAAAUACUGGCAAUUUUCAAAUUUGUGAAUGUUUCAAGAAGGCUUAGCAACUGUGAGCUUUGAUGCAUUUAAUGAAUCUUUUAAUUCCGACAGGCCGAAACCCGCAACGCCCAUUGAACAUUUAAAUGUAAAUUUUUGGUCUGCGACAAAACUAAUUCAAAGACAAUUUCAAAUUUGUCAGACCUCCUUAUCUAACCAGUGUCAACAACUGUAGCAUCCAACAGAGAGACAUUUACAUGAUUCGGGUCCCUUCGCAUUUGGUUGAACUCCAUCUUUUGGGAAAAAAAACCUACAACUGGCAAACGAACAACAUGGCGACGGGGAACAAGAUUUUGUCAGCACCGCUGGUUCUACCAAAGCAGCCUCAACCGUUCGCCGUCAUCAGCGAGCACUGGCAGGACAAGCUGCAGCUCAGCUCUCCUCGGGUUGAGGAGGAGAACGCCGAAGGCUCUCUAGCAGACAUCUACAGCUUCGGAGACGUCUACGAAGAGAGCCUCUACAAGCUCAUCCACAAGCAUCUGGAGUUGGACACCCACGACCGGCUGGCCUAUGUGGGAGGAAGCAAGGGCUCCUUGGCCGAAAAGAUCAAGGAGAGGUUCUGCCUCCUUCAGCCCAUGGUCAACAUCUUCCCCGGCUUGAUCCACUACCAGGAGACCCCAAACCAGAGGAUGCUGCCUUUUAAGAUCUGCCACGUCGGUGCGGAGGAGUACUUCCGGCAGCUCUCGGAAGACCUGGUCCGGGACCACAAAGAGCCUCCCUUUGAUAAGAUGAUCUUGAAGGAUUCCGUGGAGCAUCUCACGAACCUGGCUGAGUCUUUCUCGCAUGUUAUGCGGACUCUGAGUCCCACCGGGAAGGUGCUGAUCAUCCACCGACCGGGACCCAUGAGCACCCUGCCGGUGUUCAGCGAGGCAUCCCGUCGGUUCAUCGAGAACGACUCAGACGAGCCGUACAUCAAAAUCAUCCGGAGCUUGCAGGAGAUCAAGGUGGAUGCCAAGUGGGAGAUCGAGACUGUACCAAUCGUCAUGUCGAAGGUCAAAUGGCUGGCCAUGCUGCAGGAGAAAUUCCCGCCGCAGAUGGAGAUCAUCUCCAACUACCAGGUGCAGACGGGCAUCCGGGAGCUCACGGAGGGGAUGUUCAAGUACCAGGGGGAGGAAGUGGAGUUCUUCGACCGGCUGCUGUUCAUCACGGCGUCGCAUCGCAUGAAGGACAGCGAGUUUCCCAGCAUCCAGCGACAUGGAGCGGCCGCCGGGAAACCCUACCCCGGUCUCAUGGACAUGAAGUACACUUUGAAAGUAACUGGGGACAUUUAUGGCCACGUGCAAAAGAGGGCGGAAGAAGAAGACAAACGAAAUAAAAUAUUGUUUUAGUCAGAUAAUUAUGUUUUCAUUGUCACAUCUAAACCUGAAAAAACGCCUGCACAGUUUUGUACUAAAAGUAAAGUACUGUAAUUUAGGGAAAUUGGUCAACCUUUUUUUUUGCAAACUCGAAUUUCUAUGUCGUUUAUUUUUAUCUUGAUAAUGUGACUUUCAAACUGUGCAAUUGCAUGCGAUUUAGCUUUCUUAGACACGAAUGAUUCCUCAAAGACAACAAUUUAACAAAGGUGUCUUCAAAAUGAUCUCCUCGGAAGUAUGUAAGUCUAUUCAUAAGAUGGAAUUUGCGUCGGGUUGAUGUAAAUCAAUAUUGGGUUUUGCCCUUCACCAGCGUAUAAACACUGUGUACUCAGACAUGUUUACGUUACAUACCGGUA